UCGAUAUACACGCCAGUAUGGAAGAGAUGAACAGCACCAUUCAAAACCUGUUUACUAAAUCUGAUCAAAUUGGUGUCCAAGUCAAAAGAUUACAUGGAAUUAUUGGCCCUGUGCUCAAGGGUGAACACUUAAAAUGUACCAAAAUGAACGAUCUUAUUUUAGUGGACAUGACGUUUACUGGAGUAGAUGUUAACAGAACAUUGUGUGAUACCAAGACUGACGGUGGAGGAUGGAUUAUUAUACAGAGACGUAUCAAAGGUGAUGUGAACUUUACAAGAACUUGGAACGAUUAUAAAAACGGCUUUGGCUCAAUUUCUGGAGACUUUUGGAUCGGAAAUGAUGUAAUUUCAAGCUUGACAUCUUUGGGUUAUAAUGAACUCAGAUUUGACAUGAAGUAUAAAGGUAAAGACUACUACGCUGUGUACAGAGGUUUUAAGGUACAAAAUGAAGCAGCAAAGUAUAGGAUGAACUACCCGUCAUUCAGUGGUGGGAAUGUUGAAGACAAGUUUAGUUAUCACAACGGCAUGAAGUUUACAACCAUUGACUCUGAUAACGAUGAGUGGUCAGGUAGAAACUGUGCUGUAGACGACAGUAGAGGUGGUUGGUGGUAUAAGGUUUGUCACUAUGUUAACGUCAACGGUAAAUGGGCGAGUCGUGUUCGUGCGAGAGGAAUUAAUUGGUAUAGCAUUACAGACUUUACUGACUCUCUAGACUUUGUUGAGAUGAAACUUCGUCGAAUGUAAACAACCCGAAAACAAUGCUAUGGCAAAACAAUGGAUAUACAGUAAUCAAAUUAUUUAUAUAAUCUUCAGGAACAUAAGCAACAUUACACAUAUUAAAAUAAAUAGAUGUAAACAUUAAACUAAGGCAAUAUUUUCCUGAUGGUGAGUAUACAUAAGAAGUUUAAAAUUAACGAACAUUAAACCAAACAUUUUAUUUAAAAAAAAAGAUUUAAAAAAACACCAACAGAGUUUGUUUUGCUAUUAUGAUGUAAUAAAGCCAUGUAUGCACUCAUCUGGAAUUGAAAUUCCUCAUAGAUUGACCGUGUGUGUUAGCCAUUAAACCAGGAAAAAAAACCGACUAUGAUGGUGUCAUUUAUUUCUUGCAUAUUCAUAACUAGACUAGUAGUGUAGUUAUCAUCUACCACUAUAUCUUUAAUCAGACAUUCACUCGGAUCGUGUGAAGUUCAACUCUAAUAACGUGUGUAAUGUUUGUGCAAUUUUGUCAAUAAUAUUUUUUUGCAUAGUUUUUCGAAAGAUAUAGAUCUAUAUGCCACUAACAUCGCAUUAAGUAGAUUGUAACUGUUAAUGUGGGAUCUGUAAAGCUUUGUAUUAUAAAUGUGAACAUUAUGCGGUCAUAUAGUAGAAUAAAAAUAGAUUAUUUAAGUAAAUCCUAUAUUUAAGUAGUUAAUAUUUUAUCUGGUGUAUCUCAUAUCGAGCAUGUUUGUUUAUUGAGAAAUCUCUACUAUCACAUAUAAGUACAUAUUAGUACAAGAUAAACGUUUAAUUCUGAAUAUUUUGAUGUUACUGAGAUUGGAAUAUUCGUUUAUUAUUGUUUUCAAGGUAUGUAACCAUACUCUCACAAAUCAAGUGGGUAAUUUUAAUUGUUAUCUCCCGUGAACAAUUUAGUGUCGUUUGUGUUCCAUACCAUAGGCUAGAGAAAUUUCCAGUUACCUACUUUUAUAAUUGUAUUUGUUUAGUAUGUUUCAGUAGC
Physella acuta is the source of this 1713-nucleotide messenger RNA. Its product is annotated as ficolin-2-like. NCBI's taxonomy places the organism in Eukaryota, Metazoa, Mollusca, Gastropoda, Physidae. The record is from RefSeq and is a predicted model, not a curated record.